UUCAUCAAGACAAAAACAAUUGUUUACAAAUUGCAAUUUGAUAUUUGUCCGUUUUGAAUAAUUUGAUUUAAUUCAAAAUGAAAUUUAUAAGCCUAAGCGGUAAUCCUAAUUAUCCGUGUAAUGUGAUUAAAUUCAAAUCUACACAUAUUAUGUUGGAUUGUGCAUUGGAUUCAACAACGGUUUUAUCGUUUUUACCAAUGACAUUAGUACAUAGUAAUCAUUUCAAUUCAUUACCAAGUUGGAAUGCAACCAAAGAAUUUACUGAUCCGUUAUUGGAAAAUGAAAUCAAAGAAUGUUUGGGUAAAAUUUUUGUGGAUAGUGCACCGGAAUUCUGUUUACCAGAGUUUUCUUGUAUCGAUAUGAAAAAUAUCGAUGUAAUCCUGAUAUCAAAUUAUCGUUCAAUGUUGGCAUUGCCAUUCAUUACGGAACGAUCUGAUUUUUCCGGUUUCGUAUAUGCAACUGAACCAUCAAUGAAUCUUGGCCGAUUGUUUAUGGAAGAAUUGGUCACCUAUAUUGAACGAAAUCCAAAACUUAAACGUGCAACAGCAUGGAAAAAUUUAAACAUUUUUCAACACUUACCAUUCCCUUGUUUUCCUGAUUCAAUUUUGCCCACCGUAUUGGAAAAUAUCUAUUCAAUGGAUGAGAUUAGUAGCUGUCUAUCUAAAGUGAAACCAGUGGCUUUUUCGGAAAAAAUUUGUAUUUUUGGAUCAUUACAUUGGUAUCCAGUCAGCACUGGCUAUUGUCUUGGAUCAAGUAAUUGGAUUAUUGAAAGUGCACAUGAAAAAAUUGUCAACAUCUCUAGUUCAUCCACAUAUACGACUCAUAUUCGUCCUAUGGAUCAUGCACCACUUAAAAAUGCUGAUCUAGUGAUUCUUACCUCACUAUCAUUAGCACCGACAACAAAUCCAAAUACACGGCUAAAUGAAUUCUGUGAUCAUGUUGAGAAAACAUUGAAAAGUGGUGGCAAUGUUCUUAUUCCAUGUUAUUCAUCUGGAAAGAUUUAUGAUCUUUUCGAAUGUCUCAAUGCGCAUCUUGAUUCCGUUAGCCUUGGUGGUAUACCGAUUUUUUUCAUAUCACCAAUUGCUGAACAUUCAUUAGCAUAUUCAAAUAUAAUGGCUGAAUGGCUUUCUGAAUUGAAACAAAAUCGUGCAUUUAUACCCGAGGAACCGUUUCCACAUGGUCAACUGGUUAAAAAUGGUCGAAUCAAACAUUUUGUCAGUUUAAGUGAAGAAUCAUUUAAUAAUGAAUUUCGUAUGCCUUGUAUUGUUUUCACCGGUCAUCCAUCAUUACGUUUUGGUGAUGUUGUUCAUUUUAUUGAAUUAUGGGGUUCUAAUCCAACCAACAUGAUUUUGAUGACUGAACCAGAAUUUCCUUGUCUCGAAGCAUUAUCACCAUAUCAACCAUUAUCAAUGAAAAUAAUUUAUUGUCCAAUCGAUACACGAUUAACAUUUAUUCAAGCAAAUAAAAUCAUUCGAGAUAUUAAACCAAAAAAUCUGGUAUUACCAUAUCAAUAUACUCGGCCAUUUUCACAAGCAGAAAGUCAUAAUAAACAACCAUUUGAAACAAUGAUUGAAGCAGAUUGUAAAAUGUUUCCAUACCAUCGAAAAGAAACGAUAAAAUUACCAAUCAAAUGUAAAUAUGAAAGAUUAUUGGUCGAUUCUGAGCUUAUAUCAUCAUUGACAACACAUGAAAUUGCUGAUGGUAUUAAAAUCACAACAAUCACCGGCAUUCUUGAAGCUAAAGACAAUAAAUUCCGAUUAGGACCAAUAACCAAAAGUUAUCGAAAUGAAUUUCGUAGUCAAAUGCCAACACGAACUUUGCCACCGAAUAAAUAUCUAAUCGGUAUGAUUGAUAUGAAUGAAUUAUUACGAUUAUUGGCACAUCAAGGCUAUCUGGAUAUUGUAUUGAAUAAAUUUGGUGAUAAACGAUUUCGUAUAGAAAUUCGUUCCAAAGGAAUUACCAUCGAUAUUGAUGAUGAAACCAAAUCGAUAAUGAUUACAGCUGAAGAUUGGCAAAAUGAUUGCCGAUUAGCAAUACGUAAAUUAUUGGCAAAAUGUCUUAUUGAAAUUUGAUUGAUUUUAUUAAAAUGAACCGAUGAAUUUUGAUUAAAACAAUCAAAUUAAAUAAAAUUAAAUGAAUUUUCAAAAAAAAAUUCAAGUAUAAAUAUUCAACAAUUUUUGCCACUUAGAUCAAGCUUAAUAAUAACCGAAAUUUUUACAAUAAAAAAAACAAUAAGCCAUGAUGAUAACCGGUACUGGUCUUUUUGAACUGCCAAUAACAAUUAUCGGAAUUAUUGGUGCCAUUCUAUUUGCAGUGUUGUUGUUGACUUUAAUGUUGUUCCAUCAUUACGUUGACAAAUAUUCGGCGUGCAAUAAAUUGACCGAAUCGCAAAAAUUAUUGAAAAGAUCAGUGUCGCUAACAACAAAAUUGUCAAGAAAAUCGUCACCAAAAUUGUCAAAAAAA
Messenger RNA from Dermatophagoides farinae (American house dust mite), 2463 nucleotides. The record is from RefSeq and is a predicted model, not a curated record. NCBI's taxonomy places the organism in Eukaryota, Metazoa, Arthropoda, Arachnida, Sarcoptiformes, Pyroglyphidae.